Molecule: messenger RNA, 1776 nt
Organism: Phoenix dactylifera (date palm)
Lineage: Eukaryota; Viridiplantae; Streptophyta; Magnoliopsida; Arecales; Arecaceae
Product: omega-hydroxypalmitate O-feruloyl transferase-like
Molecular function (GO): acyltransferase activity, transferring groups other than amino-acyl groups
Source: RefSeq, a predicted model, not a curated record
CCUCUAUAUAUGGCUCCCUUCCAUGACUCAGCGGAACCAUCUCCACCUUUUUUCACAGAAUUCUUGGCCUGUCUUCAUAGGUGCUGUCUUCCAUCUAGGUUCCGAGACCAUCAUUUGCCUCAACUACCAAAGAUGAUUGCAGAGCUAAAAGAGGAAUUUGAACUUAGCAUCAAGCAAGGAGAGCCAAAACUGGUCCCCCCAGCAGAGGAAACAGAGAAGGGCCUCUACUACCUCUCUAACCUCGACCAAAACAUUGCUGUCAUAGUUCAGACUAUCUACUGCUUCAAAUCAGAGGACAAAGGAAAUGAGACAGCAGCUGAAGUCAUCAAGGAGGCCUUGGCCAAGGUUCUCGUCCACUUCUAUCCACUUGCCGGUCGGCUCACAAUUAGCCCUGAAGGGAAGCUUAUAGUAAAUUGCACAGGAGAAGGCGCAGUCUUUGUCGAGGCCGAAGCAGAUUGUGAGAUGGAAGACAUUGGAGACAUCUCAAAGGCUGACCCCCUGACACUGGGAAAGCUUCUUUAUAACAUUCCUUGUGCUAAAAAUCUACUGGAGAUACCUCCUCUGGUAGCUCAGGUUACCAAGUUCAAGUGUGGAGGGUUCAUCCUUGGGCUAGCCAUGAACCACUGCAUGUUUGAUGGGCUUGGCGCCAUGGAAUUCGUGAACUCAUGGGGAGAAACAGCACGAGGCCUGCCACUGUCCAUACCACCGUUCAUAGACCGGAAUGUACUCAAGGCCAGGAAUCCUCCUGCCAUCAGCUUCCCCCACCAUGAAUUUGCUGAGAUUGAAGAUAUCUCUGAUACCAGCACCCUGUACCAAGAAGAAAUGCUUUACAAAUCCUUCUGCUUCGAUGCUGACAAGCUUGAGCGCCUCAAGAGGAAGGCCAUGGAAGAUGGAGCUCUAGACAAGUGUACUACCUUCGAAGCACUCUCUGGCUUUGUAUGGAAAGCCCGAACUGAGGCAUUGAAGCUCCAGCCCAGUCAGAAGUCUAAACUACUCUUUGCAGUGGAUGGGAGGUCAAGGUUCAAUCCUCCCCUUCCAAAAGGCUACUUUGGCAAUGGCAUCGUGCUUACCAACUCUCUCUGCAGUGCGGGGGAGCUUACGGAGAAGCCGCUCUCCUUCGCAGCUGGGCUGGUCCAGAAGGCAGUGCGCAUGGUCACCGAUGAGUACAUGAGAUCGGCGAUCGACUACUUUGAAGCAACUAGAGCUAGGCCUUCUCUGAGUGCUACUCUUUUGAUAACUACUUGGUCUAGGUUGUGCUUCCAUACUACAGAUUUCGGGUGGGGGGAGCCAAUUCAGACUGGGCCUGUGGCUCUUCCUGAGAAAGAGGUGAUCUUGUUCUUGUCUCAUGGAAAGGAGAGGAAGAGCAUAAAUGUGCUUCUGGGUCUACCAAGCUCAGCAAUGCUUAAAUUCCAAGAGCUGAUGGAGAUAUAGGAAUAGAGGGAGAGAACUGUUUGUCACUGUGGUGUUUGUGUUUUUCAUCUUAUAGCAUGAAUGCUCUAUUGUUUCUUACUAGGCCUCUUUGAAGCAGGAUAGUGUCUGAAAUUAAUUACUUCAGGGCAAGAGAAGCAGUGAUAGCUACAUUGGAAAUUUGAGAUUGUUGAUAUUUCUGUACUUAAAUGUGUGUGGUGAUCUUAUCUUUAGAAACUCAUGAUUAAUUUCAUGAGACUAAAUUAUGCAUUGGAUUCUCUCUUAGUGAUGUCUGUCAAAUUAGAGAUUUUGUUAAAUGGACUGCAGAUCAUACAUAAUAAAGUUCUCCUGAUUGCAAGCUUCUGCUAA